This is a messenger RNA of Drosophila arizonae, 743 nucleotides long. RefSeq names its product Holes in muscle (gene Him). Lineage: Eukaryota; Metazoa; Arthropoda; Insecta; Diptera; Drosophilidae. The record is from RefSeq and is a predicted model, not a curated record.
GUCUUUGCCAGCAGCUCGGUGCGAGUGAACCACGGAUAGCUGAUAUCAUCGAGAGCAUGGGCGUCAUAUACAAAAUACUAAAGCAACAGCGCCAGCUGCAGCAGCAGGAGAUGCUUGAUCAGCAGCAGCAGCGGCGCAGCCUCAGCUUGGAGCUGAACACGUCGACCAAGUGCAAGGUGCAGGCGGCCAUUAGGCAGCGCCAACUGCUCCGCCUGGAGCAGCGCACACAGCAGGAGCACGAUGAAUCCCUGGCCGAGCAGCAGCUGCAGCAGCUCUGUCGAUUUCUCGCCGAGAAUGCGGCGCGCAAAAAGCGCCAGCGCCUCAAGCUCCAGCAGGAUCCAUGCAAUCGAAUGAGUGCUCAUCCUUGUGAGCCUGCUCCACACUCAGUGGCUGGCACGCACGACAUGGAUCUGCUGAUGGAACAGUUGAGCACAUGCAGCGAUGCGACGCCCUCGACCUCGCCCACGCCCUCGUCCUCGCCAUCGUCCUCGCCCUCAUCCUGGCCGCCACAGAGCAACAGAGCCGCCGGCUCGGCAGCACCACGCGUCAGCAUCCUGCUGAAGAUCCGCCAUCAAAUCUUUGAGCGCAAGCGUCAGCGGCAGCGCCAGCUGGCGGAGCUGGUGAAGCAGCGUCUGGUGGUCUGGCGACCAUGGUAGACCACCCUCAGCACUGCCCACCGUUAGCUGUAACCAAUGAUCACUGUAUAUUCCUCUGCCGUGUGAUUCUUACAUCGUUCUUCCAUA